Messenger RNA from Hydractinia symbiolongicarpus, 2537 nucleotides. RefSeq lists its product as uncharacterized. The coding region runs from base 1069 to 2448 and encodes 459 amino acids. Lineage: Eukaryota; Metazoa; Cnidaria; Hydrozoa; Anthoathecata; Hydractiniidae. The transcript is spliced from 7 exons. The record is from RefSeq and is a predicted model, not a curated record.
UUCUUUUGUUAUUGGAAUUGUUCAGAGAUCAUUUCUUAUUAAAGUUUUUAUUUAUUCGUACUACUAUAUACCAAAUAGACACUUCGCAUCGUACGGAGGAUUAUUUUAAAUAUAUAAUGCGAAAAUUACGAUUGUCUGUUUUUUAUUUCAUACCAAAUGUGCAUGGUAUAUACUCGUGAAGUAUACAUGGCUAACUCGUAGAACACUGCUUUAUCUUUGUUCAGAUGUAUUGAACUUUUCCCCAUAGAGCUGACAUUCAGUUUGUAUGCAAGCGUUGCAAAGGUGAGAUUAUAGAGAAUGAAGUAUUUCCGGCUUUAAUGAUGUACAACAGUGGCUCGUUAGAGAUAGUUGAGAACUUCUGUUACUUAGGUGACAUGUUGGGCAGUGAAGGGGUGUUGGAAGAAGUGUUACUUGCAGGAUAGGUUCUGCUUGGAAAAAAUUCAGAGAGUUAUUUCCUUUGUUGACUAGCAGAGUUUUGUCAAUAGAGGUAAAAGGUAGGUUGUAUGAGGCCUGUGUAAGAAGUGUUAUGAUGUACCAUAGUGAGACAUGGGCAGUGAAGCAGGAAGAUCUUGACCGUUUAAAAAGGAAUGAUAAGAGAAUGGUUAGGUGGAUGUGUAACGCCAGUCUGAGAGACAGAAAUAGUUUAGAUGAGCCAAGAAGCAGGCUAAGUAUCCGUAGAAUUAAAGAUGUUAUCCAGAUAAGAAGAUUGAAUUGGCUGGGGCACUUGAAAAGAAUGGAGGAGGAUAUUUGGGUAAGAAAAUGUAGAGACUUGAUAGUUCCUAGGGAAAAGCCCAGAGGCAGACCGAAAAAGACUUGGCAGGAGGUUAAAGGACAGACUUGAUACAGAGGAAGUUGAGUUUAGAUCUAACACAGUCUAGAUCAGAUUGGAAGAGGGUCAUUAAUAUAGCCUGUCCAACCCAUGCUAGCAUGGAAAACGGACGUUAAGCCGAAAAUGAUGAUGAUGAUAUAUGCGGAAAAUUUUUUAUAUAUAAAUCGAAUAUCUUUUUUAUUCAAGGGCAAUUUAGUUAAUUAUAAAAUAUUUCAAAAAACGAUGGGUGAACUGCAACUAUGUUAAGUGUACUCCACUUUACUACAAUUUUGAUAACAGUCGGUGCCUCUAGCACCUAUGUCAUGUAUUUAAAUUAUGCAACAGGGCUUGAUACAGAACAUUGUGGAAACUUAACAAGUCCAUGCAAAACAUUGAUGUUUUCAUGGAACUCUUUGAGAGCUCGCCUCCUUAUUUAUGAUAUCGAAGGAGAUAUUUUGUUCAAAAUAACACCUGGCUAUUACGAUAAACAAGUUGAUGUACAGCCGCUUCAGUUUGACUGUUUGCGCACAAAUAUAUCAUCAUUCACCGUAAUGUCGGACGUAUCAAAGCAGGUGGUAAAACAGGGCGUUGAGAUAUGUCAAUCAUUUCACUUGAGCAACUGCAAUGUUUCGUUCUAUGGCAUACAUUUUACGAGCCUUCGACAGGGCGUCACAUUAACUGAUUCAAGUUCUGUUCGCAUUAAAAACUGCAAAUUUAAAAAGAACGUCCUCUACCCGCUUCUUAAUAUUGAUACCGCUUGGUCAGUCCGCCUUGAACAUGUGGAAAUUAUUUACAAUACUUUGCAGAUUUCGAAAAGGAAGUUGGAACUAAAAGAAAUAAAAAAUUUCGACAUGUCGAACCUGCUUAUAAAGGAAAAUAAAAAUUUGCACAUUGUGCUAAAGUACAAUAGCGCUGUACAAAGUGAUAACGUUUCCAUUAUACACAACGAAAACUUCACACUUCAUAUUACUGACUCAGCAUAUACUGCAAGUCAUUUGGCACUGGAACGUAACCAUGGCAACAGAGCGUCACAUAAAUAUGUCGAAUUUAGAAGUAACGCUACAAUUCUUCUGAAGUAUACCAAAGUGAGAUGCAAUAAAUACAUCGAUUCAAGAUAUGCUAGUGUGUUCCAAGCUCAGAGGGGAAGUACCCUGAAAUGUGAAGAUUGCGUCGCACAAGAAUGCAAAGUACUUUGUGGGCCUGGUGAAGAGAUCACGGAUGAAGUACUGUGCACAAAAUGUUCGCUUGGUUUCUCAGCACACUACUGGGAACAGAAAUGCAGAAAAUGUAGGUAUGGAUACUAUUCAGCUAAAGUCGGCGCAACUGAUUGUGUGGCAUGCUCAAAAGGAACUUUUUGCUCUAAAUUUGGAUGUACGUCUUGUAGAAAAUGCACAAAUGAGUUCUUUACAUCAACCAAAGGCUCCAGCUCGUGCUCGCAAAUGAGUACUUUAUUUAUCGUGUUACUGGGCGUGGUGAUUUUGUUGACUUUCAGUCCAAUUAUUAUAAUAACUGUACGCAAAUCACGAAGAACGAAUGUUGAUGAAGACAAUGAGGAAGAGAGUGAUGUCGAGGAGGAGAGUGUCAAAAUGCAUAAGAACAAUGACAACACGAAUGAUGAACAACAGCUCAUCAAAAAUUAAAAUUUCGCUUCCUUGGUGCGAAAAGCUUUUUUUGACAUUUUGUUUUACGGUUGAAUCUUGCUUAAAUUGUAAUAUGAAUGUUAUCUUAA